This is a messenger RNA of Alternaria infectoria, 1734 nucleotides long. RefSeq lists its product as uncharacterized. Lineage: Eukaryota; Fungi; Ascomycota; Dothideomycetes; Pleosporales; Pleosporaceae. The coding region runs from base 1 to 1734 and encodes 577 amino acids. The transcript has a single exon. The record is from RefSeq and is a predicted model, not a curated record.
AUGUCUUCCUCAUCGAACACUGCACUCAAGGCGCUCAUAUCACGUUGCGAUAAUAAUAGCCUCUAUGACUACACGUCGCGCUUCAUUCCAGAGCUGGCUCUCCUAGGCUACACAGAUGUAGCAGCGCGCCUGACAAGCAGACUCAACAACUAUGACUUCUACCACGACCGAUUCGGAAGCCUUCGGCCCCUUUGGUUCCUCUGGGAUCUGCGUGCGAAGGCAGAUGGUGUGCCAUGGCCUGAUGGAGAAGAAGAUAAGGUGCGUCGGGCUGUGAAGGAUAGACGAGCCAAGACUAGCAGCGACGUUGCUCGAACGAGGAAUGACGGAACAAUAACACCGGACGAUGUACAGGAAGAGCUGAAACUUAUCGCGAAAGAGUUUGCGUCGAAAUGGUACAAGCCCACUGUGAUGCCGGGGUCAGGACCUGCAGAAGCACUCCACGUCCAUGAGCUUGAUCGUUCAUCGACCACUUCUCAGAUGCUUGAUAGUGCGAAAGAUGCAAUCCAUAAAUUGGAGACUGCAAGUCCGGCACCUACAAUCCGAGACGUGAGAAGCGGGUUGGUGCGCAUACUGGACCUGGUCUUAUCGGCUGAAGCACACCAUGAACAGCUCGGCAUGGGCGAAACAUUACGCAAGUUGGGCGCCCCGACAUCCCAUGAGUUACUACGUUGGCUAGCGCAUAGCUUUGGAGAACGGUCAUAUGAGACUCAGCCAGCAAUGGAGUCCAGGCAGGCAUGGAAGCCAUAUAAAAGUGGAGCCCUGAGACAGCGAGUUAACAUUGAUGAAGCAGCGCUCGCAACCUUCGCAAAGGACUUCGAGCACGCUUUGACCGAUCGACUCACGAACGGUCGAACUAGACCAAGAGCGAAUAUCUCCAUGCAAGAACUCUUGGAAGCGGCAGAAUACAACACGAAACACAACGCCGAAGCCAGAAAAGUUAAUCCCGAGCCGCCCGAAACCUCGCUCUUCCACUCCCCAGCCACCGACUCGCAGAUUGAAGAAGCCGAAGCCCGUCUGAACACCACCUUGCCAGACGACUACAAGACCUUCAUUCGCCUCAGCAAUGGUUUCGGUUCUCCGUGGGGCCACCCCCUAGGCGACCUCCAAACACCUCUCCACCCUGUCGAUAAACUACGCUGGCUAGACCCCGCAGAAGAAGACUACUUCACCGACCUCACGCUCGACCUACCAACUCGAUGGGAUAAAUGGCCUUUCGCACCCCCUCCAACUAAGAAGGCCUAUGCCUGCGACGAAGUGACAGAGCAUUUCCUCAUCGGUCGUGCAUUAGAGAUUGGUACACAGGAGAUUGAUAAUACGUGGCUCCUUCCGCCUUCUACCAUUACGCCGAUCAAAGAUGCCGUGGAGAAGAUGCUGGACGAUGAGACCCUGGGCGAACGCGAAAAGAACAGUGUAGGAGUUGCGAUAAGGGAUUUCGCGGGUAGUGAAGAGGAGUGGGAGGAGAUUGAGUGGGCGUGUGUUACUUGGGCUAGUGGAGGGGUGGCGGCUAUGUAUGUUUAUCCGGGGUUUAGGGCGUGGCUUGAGGAUGUUGUUGAGAAGGGGAGGGUUGGGUUAGAUGGUGUGGAGGAGGAAGAGAAAGAGAUUAUGUUGAAGCGUGGAAUGUGGCUGGGGAAAGUGUUCCAGAAUGGAGAGAGCGGGGAUAAGUCGGACGCGGAGGAGUUGCCGGGGUGGCUGAAAGACGCGAUCAAGGCGGCGAUGCCAAAAAGAAGAUGCUGA